AUGCCGACUCAAACGAAAGUUUCAACGGGGAAAGAUGGAAGAAAGAGAACCUACUCUUUGGUUUCCAACAUAUCAAAUGCACAGGCUGGUCCUGUCGCAAGCACCAAGACGGCUGCGAAUAGCUCGCCGUCGGCGAAACAGGCCCAAGGCGCGAAACAAGCCCUGAAGACGACGGCGGAUCCCCAACCACAGAAGUCCGAGCCCACGAAACAGGCACCUAAUGUGUUUGAAUAUCUCGAUGAGGACGACGAAUCAUCUUCAGGCUCAUCAUCGGAUUCCGAGGAAUCUGAAGACGAAGAGCCGGAACCUCGCCCUAAGCAAGCGACCCCCAAAAUCCAGUCUCCAACACCACAGCCAAAAACUGUGCCACACAGAGUACUGGCACCGGGUGGAAAUACGCCCCCAAAACAGAUGACACAGUCGCCGCCGGCCACCAAAAGCCCAAAGGAACCAGCAAAGCCACCAGCUCCGCCGGCGCCUGAAGUCCCAUCCCAGGAAACUCAACUGGUUACUCGAAAGAGGCAAGCCGCAAGGAAGCCCAGCCCCAUAUCCAUGGCCAGCAUCUCUCCGUCUUCAGGCAAAGGACAAAUGGAACUGUCCCGUCCGCCGCAGUAUCACGGAUCAAGAGACACGGGCACCAUUCAUAGACCACCCCUGCCCCCAUCUCCCCCACGAAGUCCCGAAGAAGGUCUUCAUUUCACAACACCAAGAAAAAGACGAGACUCUGCCCAAAGCACAUCCGGCUACGGACUUGUCGCUUCACAACUCACCAAAUCUGCAUCCGAGGAAAUGGACGGAUUCUCCCCUUUGUACCGACGCUUCGAGAGCGUGAACCACCGCGUUCUCCUUCACCUGCAAGAUGAAAUCUCCCAAAUGGAAGAAGAUCUACACUCCCUCGACGAUUACGAAGAAAUGCAUCGCAUCAGCACGGCAGAACAAGAAGGAACCAAGCCCCUUCCUGCCUCGAGACGCAGAGACUCCCAGGCCCAGGCCUAUUCUUCUCUCCACUACCGACGCAUGGAUCUAAUGUCCGCUUUGGUUGCAAAGACCGAACAGUAUAGUACGCACACCACACUGAAUUCCCCGCGCAUCAUAACUGACAGCCAUCUAGACAAUGCACUCACUGCCUAUAGCAAGGUUCUCCAGACGCUUCCCUCCGCACCAGAAAAGGACGUCGACAACUACCGCAGCUGGAUGAUCAAACAACACCCGAUCGCCUCUGCCGAAGUCCGCUUUCUAAACCACAGAAAGGAUCUUGUUUCCUUGACACCUCGGGUGGCUACUCCUGCGGCCGCGGCUCCCGUCUACGUCGCUAUCAUCAUUGCAUCUGGGGCUCUGCUAUUGCCGCUCCUGGCAUUCAACAUGAUCGCGGAAUUCUCGGGUCGGCUUGUUGUUGUGACUGUUGUCGGCGGGGCUGCGGCUGCUAUUGCGGCGAAUUAUUCGGCUGGCGUUAAUAGUGCUGUUGAAUCUAGGGACGGUUGGCGCUGCGCGACAAUAUACUUUGGCUUCAUGACCAUGGCCGCUAUGUUUAUUCCUUGA
Messenger RNA from Penicillium salamii, 1539 nucleotides. Lineage: Eukaryota; Fungi; Ascomycota; Eurotiomycetes; Eurotiales; Aspergillaceae. The record is from the annotation of a GenBank genome assembly.